Messenger RNA from Lontra canadensis (Northern American river otter), 1361 nucleotides. RefSeq lists its product as uncharacterized. NCBI's taxonomy places the organism in Eukaryota, Metazoa, Chordata, Mammalia, Carnivora, Mustelidae. The record is from RefSeq and is a predicted model, not a curated record. Gene Ontology annotation, cellular component: extracellular exosome. The transcript has 4 exons. Bases 278 to 718 code for a protein of 146 amino acids.
AAAGGAAAUGCGGAAGUAGAAGGAGUAGAAAGACCUAGAAGUGCUUUCACAGCUUUUCUUCUGAACCACCUCUAAACUUCAGAUGGUGAUUCUAUCUGCUCUCAACUCAGCAAGCUGCAUUAAAACCAAAAAUCAAACCAAAACACAAGCCUUUGUCAAAUACACGUGGGAAAAUCAUGAUUUUUCCAUAGUAGUAAAAUAGACACGAUCUAGAAGUUUCCUUCUCUCUCUCUCUCUCUCUCUUUCUUUUCAGUUAGCAAAAGGAGGAAAUUUCCUUAUGGAGACAGAAGUCACCCAGACAGGGUUGGCUCCGGUGAGAGUUUGGAAAUGUACUAGCAAGAAAAAGCAUCCAGAGAGCUGCCCAUCAACUUCCCAGAGGAAAAAGAAAACGGGAAGCCAAGCAAGACGGGCCCCGAAGCAGCAGCAGCAGCAGCAGCAGCAGCAGCAGCAGCGGCAGAAUGGUGUAAAGGCCCAUGACACAAGAGGACCUAUUUACGAACAGGUGUUAGAGAAGCCGGCGACUCAGGAGCGGAGUCAAGGCCUCAAGUUGAAGGAGAGCAGCUUGCAUUACGCAGACAUUCAAGUGUGCAGCUCUACCCAGCCGCGCUCUGCUCAGGAGGUCAAACACCUGCAGUCAGAAAAUGCUACUCAGUACGCCACCCUCCGCUUCCCCCAGGCCACACCGCGCUAUGACAGCAAGAACGGGACCCUAGUGUGAGCGCUGGGGAGGUCGGACCUGUUUCCAUCCCUUCACCCCUGGGGAGAAUCUGCCCUGGGGAAGGGGCUGGCAGCCCAGCGAUGGCUGCGGCGUUUUCAAGAACCAGAGCCCUUGCGAGUGCCCCCAGUCUUGCCCCCCCUUCCCUAGGCCUAUUGUCUUCUUUGCCACCAUUAGCUUGGAGUUGUAUUGGGGCUAGCCAGGGGUGGAUGGAGUUCCACAAAAUGACCGGGGCUAGGAUGAGCUGCCGGAAGUCUGUUGGCCCCUACCUUGGUUCCUGCUUUCAAGAAAAGUGCUGAUUAGGACAGGUUGCCCCAGCACUUGAGCUGGUUUUGUUGGGAUUAACUUAGGGGCGUCUCUUCUACACACCUUAAAGGCCCAAGCUGAAGAAGGAGAGGUGCUCCGGGAAAGCAUUCCGAUUCUUGUGCACAGCCCCCAGAGCUGGCUUGGGCAGUUCCUUCGGUGGUUGGGGUCAAGGGUGCCAGAAGCCAGACAGACAAACGAGGCCAGGGGCUGAGGCUGACCAUGGGUUACCAGUACUUCAAGUCCCUGACAGCACUGCACCGCCGGGAAACUCCCCUUGGCUGGACUGUGGGCUCUCGCAGGUGCGGAGCCGCUAGGAUCAAUAAAUCGCAGAAGGAACGUG